AUGUCUACGAAGACCCUGGAAGCUCGCUUUGAGCGGUUGGAUGUGAACGAUGAAAACGAACCGCCAGCCAGCCAUCAUAUCAAGGCAAAGGGAGUGCCAUCAAAAUGCGGCCCAGCUCCAGCUCAUGGGAAUCCCACCUCCAACAGGCCGAACCUCUUGAAGCUAGCGCUGCAAAACAAUAACGAGUCCAAAUCACACAGAAGCCCUCUGGAAGAGGAAUCUUCUAAUACAUUGCGCAUGAAUGACUCGGCUGGAAACCCUAAGAAAUUCCACCUCGGCAUGUUCGAGAUUGGCAAACCACUCGGCAAAGGAAAGUUUGGAAGAGUAUAUCUUGCCCGUGAGAGGUCAACCGGCUUCGUAUGUGCAUUGAAAGUACUGCAUAAGAGCGAGCUUGUCCACGGACAUGUUGAGAAGCAGCUUAGACGCGAGAUUGAGAUCCAAAGCAACCUACGACACCCCAACAUCCUGAGAUUAUAUGGUCAUUUCCAUGACAGCAAGCGAGUAUUCCUAAUCCUUGAGUUCGCCGGUAAGGGUGAAUUAUACAAACACCUUCGAAAGGAAAACCGCUUCCCUGAAUGGAAAGCAGCCCAGUACAUUGCCCAGAUGGCAGCUGCGCUGAAGUACUUGCACAAGAAGCAUGUCAUGCACCGUGACAUCAAGCCAGAGAAUAUCCUUGUUGGCAUCCACGGAGAGAUCAAGAUUAGUGAUUUCGGCUGGAGUGUGCAUGCCCCCAACAACCGAAGGCAGACGAUGUGUGGUACUCUCGACUAUCUCCCUCCAGAGAUGCUCAAGCCAGGCAACGGUGAUAAGUGGUAUGAUGAGAAGGUCGACCUGUGGAGUUUGGGUGUCCUUAUAUAUGAGUUCCUCGUUGGUGAAGCUCCCUUUGAAGACUCCCCAGUCAUGACCCACAGGAGAAUUGUACGGGGAGAGAUGACCAUCCCAUCUUUCGUGAGCCCAGAAGCCAGAGACCUUAUCAAAAAACUUCUCGUUCUUGACCCUGCCAGCCGAAUCCCGCUGGAUGAAGUUCAACGACACCCAUGGAUCUUGAAGUACUGUGUCAAAGGCGAGAGAGUGGCGCAGAGAGAGGCUGCCGCCAGCAAGAGCAAAUCGAAAUAA
Trichophyton benhamiae CBS 112371 is the source of this 1116-nucleotide messenger RNA. RefSeq names its product serine/threonine protein kinase (Ark1), putative. Lineage: Eukaryota; Fungi; Ascomycota; Eurotiomycetes; Onygenales; Arthrodermataceae. Gene Ontology annotation, molecular function: ATP binding; protein kinase activity. The transcript has 3 exons. Gene Ontology annotation, biological process: protein phosphorylation; mitotic spindle organization; regulation of cytokinesis. Gene Ontology annotation, cellular component: spindle midzone; chromosome passenger complex; spindle pole centrosome. The record is from RefSeq and is a predicted model, not a curated record. The coding region runs from base 1 to 1116 and encodes 371 amino acids.